UAGUUUGUUUCUGUCAUCCUGCACGUUUGUCGUAAACUUUUCCCCCCAACUCGUACUCAGAAGCGGUCAUAGCGAAUGCGGCCAAGUGUGAACGCUUCCUAUUCACGCCUACGAGAGCUCGAGCGCCAAACGUAAGAUGGCAAUUCGCGACUGCGUGAGAAUUCGCCGCAUGCUCGGCGCCGCUACGCUGUCACAUCGCAGCGCGCUUCGCUUGUCGACGUCUUCGAGCAGUUCCGCGAUAUCGCAGCCAGCCCUGGGCGAUGCUUUCGCGCGUCCCAAGCUUCAGUCGUGCCUCGAAAACAUCAAGAAGCUCAAACUUGGCACCGCGCAACCGGCGCGGCCCGACACCGAAAUUCCUCGCUCCUCCAUUCUCAUUCCGCUGUGCACCAGCGGAGGAGGCAAGCCGUCCGUACUGUUCACGCUGCGCUCGAGUCGACUGCUCCGCCACAAGGGUUACGUUUGCUUUCCGGGUGGCAUGGAGCACGCCGAAGACAUUGAUCCCGUGGACACGGCCUUGAGGGAGACGGAAGAAGAGCUAGGCGUCAGCAGAAGCAAGGUGGAGGUCCUCGGCACCUUCCCGACGUUCUACAACCCGCGCGACAAACUCUCCAUGACCGUCGUCUUGGCAAUGCUGGGCGAGAGCGGUCGGGACAUCGACCUCGAUGUCGACCUGAACGUCAACGACGCCGAGGUUCAGUUAGCGUUUGUGCGGACGCUUGAAGAGCUGUGCGAGAAGUCGAACUUGCGCUACACGCAGUUCAGGGGUCGCCGCGGAACCCUGAAUGGCGGAGAUUAUGCGAUGCCCGUCUUUCUGGCGGGUCAAUUCAAGGUUUGGGGCCUUACAGCGAUGGUGCUGAACGCUUUCCUCAAAACGCUGCUGCCGGACGCAUACCAUCACGAAGUGAGGUGCUCGGUGCUCAAGAAAAGCUUGUACAUCAAGGAAUUAAUUCUGCAAGGCUUUGUCACGGGACGUUUCCUAUCCACGCAGAGGUGUUUGGUUUCUUGGUCUUAAAGUUUCGUUGACCGUCGUUUCGCAAGUCUAUUUCUUGGCUUGGUGAUGAUUAGUUUCGUUUAAUGUCAUUUCAGAACAACUUGGACGGGAGAUAUGCUUAAUACGUGUUUGCGUUUGAAAUGAGCUCUUUGUGAAAUGACCAAUAAACGCUGCUAUGACUUA
Messenger RNA from Rhipicephalus microplus (southern cattle tick), 1174 nucleotides. Its product is annotated as mitochondrial coenzyme A diphosphatase NUDT8. Gene Ontology annotation, molecular function: coenzyme A diphosphatase activity. The record is from RefSeq and is a predicted model, not a curated record. NCBI's taxonomy places the organism in Eukaryota, Metazoa, Arthropoda, Arachnida, Ixodida, Ixodidae.